AUGUCAGUAUUCAACACUUUACAAGAAGAACCCAACACUGUAAUGUGGAAUUUGAUCAUAAAAUCCUAUGUUGAUUCUGGCCUUUCUAGUGAAGCUCUGUUGUUAUAUAAGAGAAUGAGAGAAUUGGAUGUUAAAGUUGAUAGCUUUACAUUUCCAUUAAUAAACAGAGCUGUUUUGUCACUCAAGAGUGAUUUGGUAUUUGGAGAAAUGGUUCAUUGUGUCGCAAUGAAGUUGGGGUUUGGAUUUGAUAUGUAUUUUUGUAAUACAAUGAUAGAAGUCUAUACAAAAUCUGGGUGGCUUUCUUAUGCUCUUAAAUUGUUUGAGGAGAUGUCACAGAGAGAUUUGGUUUCUUGGACAUCAAUGAUUUCUGGGUUUGUUUUUGAAGGAAAUGUUGUUGGUGCUUUUGGGUUUUUCAAUAAAAUGAGGUUGGCGAUGGAGCCAAAUUCUGUAACUUUGAUUGUUAUGUUUCAAGGGUGUUGUGGAUAUGAGGGUUUGAUUGAAGGAAGGCAACUCCAUGGUUAUGUGAUCAAGAAUGGGUUUUUAGUCGAUGGGUCUGUGCAAAAUACAAUCUCGAGAAUGUACACUAAAUUCGAUUGUCUUGAAGAAGUUGAAACUCUUUUCAGUGGUAUUGGUAAGAGGGAUGUUGUUUCUUGGAAUGCUUUGAUUAACUUUCACUCCUUGAGAGGAGACAUUGGAAAAAUUGCUGGUAGUUUUAAUCAAAUGCAGGCUGAAGUCAAGCUUAAUAGCGAGACUUUAACUUUGAUUACCUCAGUGUUAGCAAGAAGGGGAAAUCUAAUGGAUGGCGAAAAGCUGCAUGCUUUUUCUAUAAAAUUUGGGUUAUGUGAUGAUAUUUUGCUGACUUCUUUCAUGAAUUUGUAUGCGAAGUGUGGGGAAUUGAGAAAUUCAGUUCAGUUGUUUAGAGAAAUCCCUUGCAGAAGCGACAUUACUUGGAAUGCUAUGAUGUCAGGGUUCAUUCAAAAUGGGUGUUACAUUGAGGCGAUUGAAUUGUUCCGGCAAAUGCUAGAUUCAGGUCCUAAACCAGGAUUUGAGAUUUUAGGCAGUCUUGUGGAUGCAUGUAUGCAUCUGGGUGCACUACACUUGGGUAAAGGAAUCCAUGGCUACCUCAUGCGGAACUUGUUUUACAUUCCUGAAGAAGACAAUAUGCACUUAGGAACCUCUAUCCUUAACAUGUACAUAAGAUGCGGAAACAUUUCUCCGGCUAGAGAAUGUUUUGACAGAAUGCUCGUCAAAGAUAUUGUAACAUGGACAUCAAUGAUCGAGGGGUAUGGAAUCCAUGGGCUGGGUGUUGAAGCUGUAAAACUUUUCGAUAAGAUGUUGGAGGAAAGAAUAAAGCCCAACAGCGUAACCUUCUUAAGUCUGCUGUCAGGUUGUAGUCAUUCUGGCCUUGUCAGCAAAGGCUGCGAAGUCUUCUUUUCCAUGAAAUGGAGAUUUGGUAUUGAACCUGAAUUGGACCAUUACAAUUGCAUGGUUGAUCUUUUAGGUCGAUCUGGAAGGCUCAAAGAAGCAUUGGCUAUAAUUAUAAAAAUGGAGGUUUUCGCUGACAAUAGGAUUUGGGGCACUCUUCUCGCAGCCUCUAGAAUGCAUGCAGAUGAGAAAGUCGGCAACUUUGCAGCUCAAAGGGCCAUGGAACUGGAACCUGAUGAUGUUGGAUACUGCACACUCUUGAGCAAUGUACAAGCUAGUACUGGAAAGUGGUCUGAAGUUGAAGAACUUAGGAGAGAUAUGCAUGAGAAAGACGUGAAGAAGGCGCCAGGUUGGAGCUAUAUAGAGGAAAAAGGGAGGAAUUAUUAUUUUGUAUCUGGAGAUAAAUCACACAAGAAAGUGGAGGAGAUUUAUGAGGUUUUGGGACAGUUAGGUAGGAAAGUGCAGGAAUUUGGCUAUGUAUAG
This is a messenger RNA of Dovyalis caffra, 1908 nucleotides long. The record is from the annotation of a GenBank genome assembly. Lineage: Eukaryota; Viridiplantae; Streptophyta; Magnoliopsida; Malpighiales; Salicaceae.